CUCUGAACAAUGGGCACUUAACAUGUGAAAGACGUGGCUCCAAUGAAAAAAGAGGGAGAAAAAGAGAAAUUCCCAGACUUUAAAGGGUGUGGCCUUCGACUUGCUGAUGUAUCUGCUGAAGUUAUAGUUAAAAGGUGAAUUUAGCUUCAUUGACUACACCUAGGACCAUCUUCAAGACUCCUCAGAAGGCAGUUGAUUAACUCUGCAGAUGAAGAGCUCAUGUUUAAGGUGAACUGACUAUACUAUCUUCAGCUGGCUUCACAGAUAAUGUUUAAAGGAUUCUACAGCAAUCUUUGAUAUUGGACAUAUUUGGAAUCUCUUCUUUGGCUCUCUGGCACCAUUGCUUUCCAGUAUUAACUUGGUUGUGAUCACUCCCAACGUUUUACAUGGUUUGCCAUGGUUACAUGAACUUUUCGGAAGUGAUAUUUGUACCAUCUCGUACUUUAUUCACUAUGGCACUUUAGGAAAAGAAACUGGACAGAGCUUCCAAAGCAGUAUUUUAAAAGAUGAAUCUAAUUGUGAAACUGCGGAGAAGUUUUCGAACAUUGAUUGUUCUCUUAGCUACCUUUUGCUUGGUGAGCAUUGUCAUUUCUGCUUAUUUCCUCUACUCCGGCUAUAAACAGGAAAUGUCGCUUAUUGAAACUACUGCAGAAGCAGAAUGUGCUGAUGUCAAAAUUCUACCAUAUCGGUCGAUGGAGCUGAAAACAGUUAAACCCAUCGAUACAUCCAAAACUGAUCCUACUGUGCUCCUGUUUGUGGAGAGUCAGUACUCACAACUGGGUCAAGAUAUCAUUGCUAUAUUGGAGUCCAGCCGAUUUCAAUAUCACAUGGUCAUCGCCCCUGGAAAGGGUGAUAUACCUCCUCUUACGGAUAAUAGUAAAGGCAAAUAUAUUUUAGUUAUUUAUGAAAACAUUCUGAAGUAUGUCAGCAUGGACUCAUGGAAUCGAGAGCUUUUAGAAAAAUACUGUGUGGAAUACAGUGUUAGUAUAAUUGGUUUUCAUAAAGCCAAUGAGAACAGCUUACCAAGCACACAACUCAAAGGCUUUCCAUUGACCCUUCUCAAUAAUCUAGCUCUACGAGACUGUUUUGUCAACCCUCAGUCUCCUUUGCUGCAUAUUACCAAAGCCCCCAAGGUUGAAAAAGGCCCGCUUCCUGGCGAAGACUGGACUAUUUUCCAGUAUAAUCAUUCAACCUACCAGCCCGUGCUUUUAACUGAAUUACAGACAGAAAAGCCCCUUUCAUCCUCACCCAGCAAACCAUUCCAUGCCACAGUGAUUCAGGAUCUGGGGCUUCAUGAUGGAAUUCAGCGAGUUCUUUUUGGCAACAACUUAAACUUUUGGCUGCACAAGCUCAUCUUCAUAGAUGCUGUUUCGUUCUUGUCAGGGAAGAGGCUCACAUUAUCCUUGGACAGGUAUAUCCUUGUGGACAUUGAUGAUAUCUUUGUUGGAAAGGAAGGAACAAGGAUGAAUGUCAAAGAUGUGAAGGCAUUACUAGAGACUCAAAAUUUACUGCGCACUCAGGUUGCAAAUUUUACCUUCAACCUUGGAUUUUCAGGGAAGUUUUACCAUACAGGAACAGGAGAGGAAGAUGAAGGUGAUGACCUUUUGCUUCGGUCAGUGGACGAGUUUUGGUGGUUUCCCCACAUGUGGAGCCACAUGCAGCCCCACCUCUUCCACAAUGAGUCCUCUCUGGUGGAGCAGAUGAUUCUCAACAAGGAAUUUGCCCUGGAUCAUGGAAUACCUAUCAACAUGGGCUAUGCAGUGGCACCCCAUCACUCGGGCGUCUACCCAGUUCACAUUCAACUGUAUGCAGCUUGGAGGAAAGUCUGGGGUAUUCAGGUCACCAGCACUGAAGAAUAUCCACAUUUGAAACCUGCACGGUACCGAAAGGGCUUCAUUCACAAUAGCAUCAUGGUCCUCCCUCGACAGACCUGUGGGUUAUUCACCCACACUAUUUUCUACAAAGAGUAUCCUGGUGGACCCCAAGAACUGGAUAAAAGUAUCCGAGGAGGUGAACUUUUCCUCACAAUCCUUCUAAAUCCAAUCAGCAUUUUCAUGACCCACCUGUCUAACUAUGGGAAUGACCGCCUAGGGUUAUAUACCUUUGUGAACUUGGCUAACUUCGUGCAAAGCUGGACCAACCUGAAAUUGCAGACUCUGCCUCCAGUGCAACUAGCUCACAAGUACUUUGAGCUCUUCCCUGAACAAAAAGACCCUCUCUGGCAGAAUCCAUGUGAUGAUAAAAGACACAAAGAUAUUUGGUCCAGGGAGAAAACUUGUGACCACUUACCAAAAUUCCUAGUAAUCGGGCCACAAAAAACAGGAACAACUGCACUAUAUUUAUUUCUUCUUAUGCACCCUUCCAUCAUCAGCAAUCUCCCCAGCCCAAAAACAUUUGAAGAAGUUCAAUUCUUUAAUGGCAACAACUAUCACAAAGGAAUUGACUGGUAUAUGGACUUUUUCCCCACUCCAUCCAACAUUACAAGUGACUUUUUAUUUGAAAAGAGUGCUAAUUACUUCCACUCAGAAGAAGCUCCCAAGCGAGCUGCAUCCUUAGUCCCCAAAGCCAAGAUCAUCACCAUCCUCAUCGACCCCUCAGACAGAGCAUAUUCUUGGUACCAGCAUCAACGGUCACAUGAAGAUCCAGCCGCCCUGAGAUUUAAUUUCUAUGAAGUCAUUACAACAGGACAUUGGGCCCCAUCAGACCUAAAAACUUUGCAGAGGAGAUGCCUCAUCCCUGGGUGGUAUGCUGUCCACAUAGAAAGAUGGCUAACUUACUAUGCUACUUCUCAGUUGCUAAUUAUUGAUGGACAGCAACUGAGAUCUGAUCCAGCCACUGUGAUGGAUGAAGUCCAGAAGUUUUUGGGAGUUACACCUCAUUAUAAUUACUCUGAAGCGCUAACGUUUGAUCCCCAAAAGGGUUUUUGGUGUCAGCUGCUGGAAGGAGGAAAGACCAAAUGCCUUGGAAAAAGCAAGGGCCGAAAAUAUCCACCCAUGGAUCCAGAGUCUAGAACCUUCCUCUCUAAUUACUACCGAGACCACAAUGUGGAACUGUCCAAGCUGCUGCACCGGCUGGGGCAGCCUCUGCCUUCCUGGCUGAGACAGGAGUUGCAGAAAGUGAGGUUUCAGAAACUCUGUAUAUGACUGAGGCUCCUGAUUAUAUGCAAGUGACAAAUUGGAAUCUUGAGUAAAAGAUAACGACUGAGUAUCUAUUCAUGAGGUUAGUAGCAACCCGAUUUCUGAAUUAAGGGCUUAUAUUUCCCUCUGCUAAUUUAAAAAUAAUUUUGCUUUU
Messenger RNA from Talpa occidentalis (Iberian mole), 3291 nucleotides. It is a transcript of the gene NDST4, whose product is annotated as N-deacetylase and N-sulfotransferase 4. The coding region runs from base 507 to 3143 and encodes 878 amino acids. Gene Ontology annotation, molecular function: deacetylase activity; heparan sulfate N-sulfotransferase activity. Gene Ontology annotation, cellular component: Golgi apparatus. The transcript has 17 exons. The record is from RefSeq and is a predicted model, not a curated record. NCBI's taxonomy places the organism in Eukaryota, Metazoa, Chordata, Mammalia, Eulipotyphla, Talpidae.